AUGGCUCACCAUGACGAUAUUGAUGUGAAGGCAGAAUCCGUAGCGGAUGCGGUGAUAGGGAUGAAACUGGAGCGGGACAGUUCGACUGAGGGAGUAUCCCCCAACGGCAGGCCCUCGAAAAAUGGAGAGGCCAAUGGUACUCCUGCCGCACCAGCAAAGUCAGCAGUUUCAUCCCCCGACAGACCAUCUUCUGCUUUGAAAGAUGAAGAGCCCGAAGAAAAAGUUGGAGGUGAUAUCACCGUCAAACAAGAGCCAGGCCAGCCUCCAAAACUGGCUCGCUCCGCCUCAAAAAAAGUUGUUCCACGGCAACCCCAGAUGUUCGACCAUCUCCCAGACAGCACAGCAGAGGCGACCUCCCUUUUUCAAGUAAUAGAUGCAUGCACGUAUUCAAAUAAGAAUAUGGGCUAUACGGACCAUGCUAUGGAAUGCGACUGCGCUGAAGAGUGGAACUCCAAGACAGGAAUAAACGAGGCCUGUGGAGAAAAUUCAGAUUGCAUAAAUAGGGCCACAAAGAUGGAAUGCGUUCAAAACUGUGGCUGUGGUGAUAAUUGCCAAAAUCAACGCUUCCAGAAACGACAAUAUGCGGAUGUGACCGUUAUUAAAACAGAGAAAAAGGGCUUUGGCCUACGAGCAAACACUGAUUUACAGCCGAAUGACUUCAUCUUUGAAUAUAUUGGUGAAGUUAUCAAUGAACCGCAGUUCCGAAAGCGUAUGAUCCAGUACGAUGAGGAGGGCAUUAAGCAUUUCUAUUUCAUGUCCCUGAAUAAGGGAGAAUUUGUUGAUGCAACUAGAAAAGGCAACUUAGGACGGUUCUGCAACCAUUCCUGCAAUCCUAAUUGCUAUAUCGACAAAUGGGUUGUCGGAGAGAAGCUUCGCAUGGGCAUAUUUGCUGAGAGGCAUGUCAAGGCCGGCGAAGAAUUGGUCUUUAACUAUAACGUCGACAGAUAUGGUGCCGACCCACAACCAUGUUACUGUGGCGAGGCAAACUGCCUCGGUUAUAUUGGUGGGAAAACACAAACAGAACGAGCAACGAAGCUAUCUAAUGCCACCAUUGAGGCAUUGGGAAUUGAUGACCUGGAUAGCUGGGACACUGCUCUUCCUAAACGUCCAAAGAAGAAGAAAACUGCUGAAGAUGAUGAAGAAUAUGUCGACAGAUUUCAGCCCAAAUCGCUGGAUGAAGAGGGUGUCACAAAGGUUAUGGCAACCCUCAUGCAAUGCAAAGAGAAAUGGAUUGCUGUUAAGCUUUUGGGCCGGAUUCAACGCUGUGAUGAUGAACGGGUCAUUAACAGGAUUGUUAAAAUGCAUGGUUACCAAAUCCUCAACUCCCAGCUUGCUGCCUGGAAGGAAGACUUCAACGUCGUCUUGCAGAUUCUCGAGAUCUUGGACAGAUUUCCUCGACUUACGCGCAACAAAAUCAUCGACUCCAAGAUUGAGAAUACCGUCAAGCCAUUGACUGAAUGUGGCGAUGAGAGAGUCGAAAAACGAGCCGCUUCGCUCCUUGAGACUUGGUCUGCGCUUGAAGUUGGCUACCGAAUUCCUCGAAUGAAGAGAGACCCUACGUUAACUGCCAAUAUCCCCUCUGCAAAGCAAUUCGAACGCCGAGAAAUGCGUGAACGUGAAGAUCGGCCACGAAAGUCGAGGUCGAAGUCACGCACCAAAUCUCCAAGAUCUCCUGACCCUACCAAAGUUGCCCCCCGAGGCCCAGCAGCCCUUAACAGAGGUGGAAAGAAUCACAGAAACUCAUACCAUCCAAACCCACGGCCAUUCCGCCGCCCAUUUAACCCUCUGCCUUCCGGAUGGUUCGCUGCGGAGGCAAAUGGGAAGACAUAUUAUUACUCUGCCCGAGGAGAUACUACUUGGGUUAGACCAACAACUCCUGCUCCACAACCGCCGCCGCCGCCAAAACCUGAGUCAAAGGAUAAGACAUUGCAGGACAUUAUCGAUGGGAUCAUGAAUUCAAAAGAAGAUACUCCCAAAUCUAAAGAUAAGGAUGUGUCUGCUACACCAGCAACUCCUGCCGAAAUUCCGGAAAAGAAGGAACACAGGCAGAAAUGGAAAUCGUUCAGCGAAGAGAAACAGAAGAAGGUCUAUGAAAAUACGCUGUUCCCGCAUGUCAAGUAUGUAGUGGAUAAAUUUAAAAACAAGUUGCCCAAGGAUGACCUGAAACGCUACGCAAAGGAGGUUGCGAAAAAGCUUGUGAAUUCAGAUUUUAAGAAUAACCGCGUCAGUGAUCCUACGAAAGUUAGCGACAAGCAGGUAAAACAGGUGAAAAAGUUUUGCAAGGAAUACUUUGAAAAGGCUGUUGUUAAGCACCAAGUAUACGAGAAGAAGAAAGCCGAGUACAAGAGCAAACAGAACAGGCGGUCAGAUAAUGGCUCUCGGGAACAAGCUAUCCCCAGCACCGAUAAACUUGAUGAGAGUGAUGGUGAAGGCGAUGCCAACUUAUCGGAUAAUGACGAGGCCAGUCAGGAAGACACUCAGGGCUUAUCACCUCGCGAAGAAGAGGAGGUGACAUCAGGAGGGAGCCUAAAAAGGAAACGUGAGGUCGAGGAUGCGAUGCGAGAAGAGAACAUUGACGGCUUUGAUGUGUCAUCACCUUCUAAACGGCAAAGAUCUGAAUCUCCUCCGGUCCCUCCGCCGCCUCCACCACCAAUGAGCCCUGAUGAUUCCAUGGAAGUACAUGAUAUGGAUGGAGGGUUGAAGAGAAAGCGAGACGAGGAAUUUGACCCUGAAGAUGAAAACACACUUGGCUCCAGGUCACCCGGAAAGGAAAAUUCAUACGAAUCCCCACCAGCCCCUCCACCCCCUCCACUCCCUGCAGAUAUCCCUGACAGGAGCCUUGACCAAUGUGGUGACCAACAAAAAAACAUAGCCAUAUUCACAAACGAAAUAGAUAAACAACAUGGCUAA
Messenger RNA from Microsporum canis CBS 113480, 2910 nucleotides. RefSeq names its product histone-lysine N-methyltransferase. The transcript is spliced from 5 exons. Lineage: Eukaryota; Fungi; Ascomycota; Eurotiomycetes; Onygenales; Arthrodermataceae. Gene Ontology annotation, biological process: regulation of DNA-templated transcription. The record is from RefSeq and is a predicted model, not a curated record. Gene Ontology annotation, cellular component: chromatin; nucleus; chromosome. Gene Ontology annotation, molecular function: protein binding; histone H3K36 methyltransferase activity. Bases 1 to 2910 code for a protein of 969 amino acids.